This is a messenger RNA of Cynoglossus semilaevis (tongue sole), 1571 nucleotides long. Its product is annotated as microfibril associated protein 3. The transcript has 4 exons. Lineage: Eukaryota; Metazoa; Chordata; Actinopteri; Pleuronectiformes; Cynoglossidae. The record is from RefSeq and is a predicted model, not a curated record. Bases 405 to 1355 code for a protein of 316 amino acids.
UUUAUUUUUUACUUUUUUAUCAUCAAAAACAGAACACAUUUUGACAAAUUAUUAUGACGAAAGUCUUUCAAAGAUUAAAGUUGUUUUAAUCGUCGAAAAACACAUUAACACAAGUGAAGAACGAGUUCUGUCAUGAUUUAGUAACCGAUCGUCACGUCUUUUAGUUCCCACUGCUGUACAACAGGUGGCAGUGUUUUAGUCUGAGCAAAAGCACAAAACUGGGAGAGAACACGUCCUUUAACCACGCCCACUCACCUCCACCUGCUCUAAACCAGGAAGUGUCGGGGUUCAUUUCCUCCGUGUGUCUUCAUGUAAACAUUAAUGUGUGGUGUUUAAAUGUCGGGGCCUCGUGGACUGUGUCGAGUUCGAGUUCUUUUCUCAACAACUGGUUUGUGAAAGUCAAAAUGUUUUUAGAGCUGAGGAAACAGCGCCCCCUCACGACACCGCUGCUGCUGCUGCUGUUGCUGCUGCUGCUGCUGCUCAGAGCCCCAGCAGCAGCAGCUCAGGACAGGUCAGAGGUCAGAGCCAAGGACCUGAGCAGCAGACACCUGGUGGUGAAGGAAGGCUCGGAGACGCUGCUCCAGUGUAACGUGACUGGAGAACCUGGAGAUCAGGUCACGUGGUUCAACUCCAGGGGCGUGCAGCUGGGGGAGGACACAGGUGGGAAGUGGCAGAUUCAGGCGAACGGCGUCCUCAACAUCAGCGUGGUCUCCUUUGAAGACCGUGGUCGCUACACCUGCGUCACCGCUGGUGGAGCCCAGAAUUACACCGUCACGCUGCGUGUGGCCCACGUGGGCGGCGGCCUGGGCCUGUACUACGUGGCGGUCUGCCUGGUGGCGUUCAGCGUCACCAUGGUCCUGAACGUGGCCAGGCUGUGCAUGGUCAGCAGCCACCUGAAGAAGACGGAGAAGGCCAUCAACGAGCUGUUCCGCACGGAGGGCGCAGAGAAGCUCCAGAAGGCCUUCGAGGUCGCCAAGCGCAUCCCCAUCAUCACGUCCACCAAGACGCUGGAGCUCGCCAAGGUCACGCAGUUCAAGACCAUGGAACUGGCCCGACACAUCGAGGAGCUGGCCAGGAGCGUGCCGCUCCCCCCGCUCCUCCUCAGCUGUCGGGCGUCUGCGGAGGAGGCGGCGGCGGCGGAGAAGGUCGGCCCCGACUCCACCGCCAAACCUCAGGCUCUGGGCCCACCGUGUCCUCAGGGGUCGGGGGACCAGGAGGUGCUGUCAGGAGACGGUCACGGUGCCCGCGACGUCACAGUGUCGGUCCACGCCUUUCCUGAGAGGGUGGGGCACGAGGGGCGCCAUCCGCUGCUGGAACGCCCCCCGGACCACGGGUCCUACGAGAGUAACGUGUAGGGCUCGGUCUGGUCCGGUCCGGUCCGGUCCAGCUGUUGCCUUUGGUCUACUGAAAAACUCAGCUCCACCUGCUGGACAGAACCGUUCAGCUGGGGUCAAAGGUCAGGUCAAAUCCUUGAACUCCGUGGACAUCUUCAUCUGGAGUGAAAACGUUUCUGUUUACAUUUGUUCAAAUAUUUUUAAUCCUGAAAAUGAAAUAAAACGUUUGUCCAACAA